GAUGAAGUACGCAACGGUAUGUAUCGGUGUCUCUUCCAUCCACACGAUCUGGUGACCCACAAUGAGGAUUGCUCCAACAAUUUUGCGCGCGGAAAUAUUACAAUAGGCAAGAAAAUGAUAGACCAGGUCAUGGAGCGUAUUCGCAAGGCUGCAGAGCACACGGACCUCCUGCAGGGCUUCAUUGCCACACAUAGCUGUUCGGGUGGAACCGGUGGUGGGUUAACGGCGUACAUUUUCCAAUGCCUUAUCGCGGAUUACGAUAAAUACAGCAUCAUCCAGUUGCCAAUCUACCCCUCCCCACAACAGGCGAACACAAUUGUGGAGCCUUACAACACGGUACUUCAUAUACACCAGGCUGUUGAUGCGGUCAAGCUGUCGGCCAUGAUGGACAACGAGGCGAUUGGUGAACUGUGUCAGCGAAGCUUGAUGCACCGUCAGCCCACAUACCAUACCAUGAACCAAGUUAUAGCACUUCUCACCAGCUCGUUGUUAUCACCAGUUCGAUAUCCUGGUUGUCUAACAGCUGGUCUGCCUGAGCUGGAAACAAAUCUGGUUCCAUUCCCCAGAAUACACUUCCCUGUGCUAAGACACGCACCGUUUUUGCACUACUCACGUUCGACUCAGCAGGCCUCCAGUAUAGACCAAUUGGUUCAGCAAGUUUUCAGCACUUCUGGUCAAACGGUCAAGUGUGAUUUAUAUCGUGGCAAAUUCAUGGCAUGCGUUUUAUCAUUUCGUGGUCUCGUUGGUCCUCGCCUUGUGAAUAGCGCUCUGGCAAGGAUAAAGGGGACUCCGCAUUUUGAAUUUGUUGACUGGUGUCCGACAGGAGUCAAAGUCAACUUGGUUGCCCAACCACCAGUUUUCAUGGCCCACGAUUCCCACAUCGCGCCUACCGACUGUUCUGUAACCAUGCUUGUUAAUACUUCGGCAAUUCGUAGUGUCUGGACCACAGUCAGUGCCAAAUUUGACAUGAUGUUUAGUCGCCGCUGCUUUGUCCAUUGGUUUCUCAACGAGGGCCUUGAGGAAUCAGAGAUGGUAGACGCUCGAGAAACUUUGGCCUCCAUCGAACGUGACUACCGGGAAAUCGGUUUGGCAGGUGACAGAAACGCGAAUUUUCUAUUAUCCACACCAAACAAGAGUAAACUGAACCGCCGAUGCUGGCGUCCGUCAAGGGACCAGCAAUUAUCUUUCGGUCAUUCACUCACUGAAGACGUGUCCGAGAGUACAACAUGUCCAUCGGAUGUUGGCACCAUGUCUUAUGCGACAGAAUCAUCAAGGAUGCCACCCAACUCAGUCCUAAAUCCGCCCCGAAUGACAAUAAGAAGGCCUGCUUUAGUGCAUUAGACUUGGGAUAUCAUCCUGCGUAAAUCUGACCAAGUGAAUUUAAGUUGUUGUCAUUUGCGUGUUAUCGCGGAAAUCUACUCAGUUCGGAGUAGUUUUUGGUUGGCUAUAAAGGCUUACUUUUCAUGAGUUUGCCUCUGAUAACAAGCACUAAAAUACGAGGCGAUUGAGUUUCCCUGGCCUCUUGUCCAAUUCGAUGUAAACGCCCAAUAUAAUCAUCUUUCUGAUCC
This is a messenger RNA of Dicrocoelium dendriticum, 1568 nucleotides long. The record is from the annotation of a GenBank genome assembly. NCBI's taxonomy places the organism in Eukaryota, Metazoa, Platyhelminthes, Trematoda, Plagiorchiida, Dicrocoeliidae.